Portunus trituberculatus (swimming crab) is the source of this 2021-nucleotide messenger RNA. RefSeq lists its product as uncharacterized. The transcript has 2 exons. The coding region runs from base 280 to 1890 and encodes 536 amino acids. The record is from RefSeq and is a predicted model, not a curated record. Lineage: Eukaryota; Metazoa; Arthropoda; Malacostraca; Decapoda; Portunidae. Gene Ontology annotation, molecular function: GTP binding.
UCAUUGGACGUUUUGGGAAUUCUCAGCAUCUCGUCAUUGGUGGACGUUGAGCUAGGGCGCAAAGCAGCUACCCACCACUCCACUGCCGGAGCCGACGCCCUUCCCCGUUCCCACUCGAGAACAACCUGAUCACCAGUCGCCACUCACUCACAAGAUCUCGGGGAGCGAGGAGCCCCAACCUUUCACUCCUGGUGAAUACACUUCAGAUCCAUCCAGUCUACGCAGCAGUCAGUCGCACUCUUAUCACAGACGUCAACCACACCGGGACAUCUGGUGAAGAUGGCGGAAUCUGGACAGGCGUCCCUCAAACUAUCCGUUCUUCAACGCUCCUCCCUUGUCAAAGGCGGAACUCCAAGUAUCUAUGCCAUUCCAAUGGAGCAGACAGUGCGGGAUGAAGAUGGGUGCUUUCAAAAGCUAGAGUUUGGACGUAGUAUUCAGAAUAAGACAAACAAAGUUAUCAUGAUGGUGGGAGAAACAGGCUCUGGAAAGACCACGCUCAUCAAUGGUCUAGUUAACUAUGUCCUUGGAGUUAACUGGGAAGACAAAUUCCGCUUCAAAAUGAUUCUGGAAGACAAUAACGCCAACCAGGCUGAGAGCCAGACAAAGGAUGUUACUUCCUACACUCUGCAUCACCAGCACUGUUUCCAAACGCCUUAUUCUCUCACCAUCAUUGAUACUCCAGGUUUCGGUGACACUAAGGGCAUUAAGCGUGACAAGGAAAUAGUGGAGCAGCUUCGCAAGUUUUUCACCUCCCCAGGAGAUCGUGGCAUCAGUCACAUUGAUGCUAUUGGCUUUGUGGUUCAGUCUUCCCAGGCAAGACUCUCUGUAGGGCAAAAAUAUGUCUUUGACAGUAUCCUCUCACUGUUUGGCAAAGACAUAAUUGACAAUAUUUUCCUAUUAGUCACUUUUGCUGACGGACAGAAGCCUGAGGUUCUAAGUGCUGUUAAAGAAGCUGAAAUACCAUAUAAGGAAUACUUCCAGUUCAAUAAUUCUGCUGUCUACACCGAGACGGAUAAAGCACAGAGACUUGGCUCUCUCUUCUGGGAAAUGGGAUGUGAAAGUUUCCAGAUCUUUCUGGAAAAACUCCUUCAUGUUGAAAGCAAGAGCCUCAUUCUUACUAAAGAUGUCCUUCAAGAGCGUAAAAGCAUUGAAGUGUUCAUUGAAGGCAUAGAAAAAGAAAUCAGAGUGGGCCUAAGUAAACUGAAUACCCUUGAAAAGGAAAAGAAAAUGCUACAAGAACAUGAACAUGAAAUAAACAUGAACAAAGACUUCAUGGUAGAAGUUGAAGAAGAUGUUUUUGAAAAGAAAUACAGCGAUGGUAGGUUCAAAUAUCGAGGAAUGCGCAACUGUUUAAAAUGUGAGCGUACUUGUUGCCAAAACUGCUUGGCUGGCAUUUUUGGAUUUGGUGGGAGUUGGUGCUAUGCUAUGGACAAAUCUAAGAACUGUGUAGUAUGUCCUUUACACUGUUCUCUUGACGAUCAUGAAGUAUGUGACUACAUGUUUUAUGUCACCAGGAAGAAAGUCCAAAAGACAGUGGAGGCAAUUCGUGAACGAUACGAAAAGGCAAAAGGAAAGAAACUGACCACGCAGAAUCUAAUUGAUGAGAUUCAGGCAGAGUAUGAUGAGGGACAGAAAAAGACACUGCACAUGGCCAACUGUGUGCGGAAGUCCCUUGAAAGACUAAGGGAAAUAGCACUGAGACCAGACCCACUGAGUACUGUCGAAUACAUCGACAUGAUGAUAAAGACUGAAGAAAGAGAAGGGAAGGCCGGAUGGCAGGAAAGAGUUACUCAGCUUAACCAAAUAAGGCGAAUGGCAGAGCAACUGAAGGAUAUUGAAACAGGAAAUUUUGAUCUUAAUCUACAAUGCGAGGAUAUGGAUGAACAGUAAAGAGUGGAAGAAUCUUUAAAACAUCAUUGAAAAAUAUGCGCACAUACCCCACUCUCUCUCUCUCUCUCUCUCUCUCUCUCUCUCUCUCUCUCUCUCUCUCUCUCUCUCUCUCUCUCUCUCUCUCUCUCUCU